Monomorium pharaonis (pharaoh ant) is the source of this 1753-nucleotide messenger RNA. RefSeq names its product lymphocyte expansion molecule. Lineage: Eukaryota; Metazoa; Arthropoda; Insecta; Hymenoptera; Formicidae. Bases 562 to 1698 code for a protein of 378 amino acids. The record is from RefSeq and is a predicted model, not a curated record. The transcript is spliced from 7 exons.
AUAUCUACAGGAUGUCAAAUCGGUGGACAUUUGUGCAUCUCUUGGAUAUCCCUUAAAUAUUUUAGACGAUCCACUGAUAUCUAACGAUAUUGUGAUAUCUCAAAAUGACAUCCCAGGGACAUCUCUAAGAUAAAGUGUGCUGUGUGGGAAUCUUUUUUUCUAUUUUCUAGGCUUUUAAUGUUAUAGUUUGAAUUGUACGAUAUUAUUGUUCGUAUAAAUUAAUUGUACUCUUUUUAAUCGCUAGACCAAUAUAUUUUCCUUAAUAUCUUUUCUCUUGUUUUACAUAUUAUUUACUUCAAUAAAAUGUAUACGUUACUGCAAGAUAAAUCAAAGCGAUAGAAUGUGUACUACUGCGCAUGCUUCAAAUGUCUCGAUUUAUGAACACAAGUAAAAGAUCGUUUAAUCAAGAAUGGACGGCUCGAAACGGAGCAAGCAGCCCCUGCUGUACCCGUUAGUAAACGCCAUCUUUAUGUGGCAAGUUGCUUGGUAGAAACUUUUACUCUGAAUGAGAUGAGGAAGCAGCACGUGCAGCUCGACUGAUUUAUAUGCUCAAACGUAAACAUGUUUACGUUAAGAAAGUACAAAACUAAAAAAUUGUGUCCUUCCUGCUAUAAGUGGCUUUGUCAAUGUCUAGUAACACAAAAAAAGAAACCACACUUUCCAUUCAACAGCGGAACAAAGCUAGAUAACAAAUUAGGCUUGCAUCCCAAAUUAAAGGCAUUUGCACCAGUGUCACCAGCUGUGGGUUCUUAUGAUCCUCGACCGAUCGAUUGUAAAUCCAUAAUUAGUUGGCGAAAGCAACAAGAAGCGGAAGAAUUUUCUCGUAUAAUUAGUAGCAAAUUGAUAAAGGAAAUUAUAGAUCAGAAGAGUUUCAUUAAAAUCGAAUGUGGACCAGGAAGUCAUGAGAUAUCUCGCUGGCCAGAAAGCAUUAUAGAGGCACCUUGUAAGAGUUUGCAAACGAAUGUUGGUUUCGGGACUGUUCCGAGAUUCCGAGAAAGUUAUAAAUUCACUACACCUGGUCCAGGAUACACGCUGAGAACGCAUAAUCCCUUUUUCUACUUGGAACAGAGAAGGCAAAAAGGUUUUUCUGAUAUACCUACGUUCGAGUUCGACAAUUUAGCACCCAGAUUCCGAGAAACUACAAGAACAUGGUCUCUACCAUGCAAUAGAUAUAACGUGAAACAUCCAAAUUCACUACAAGUUUUCCUCGAUAAAGUUAUUAGCAAGAGAGGACCUUACGAUCUUUUCACAGGACCGAGAGAUGAGACUACCAUUAAAAGAUACUGGACUCGUACAAAAUUAAAAGAGCAAGAUAAUUGGCCACAAACAUUACCUGGUGAAAUAGAGAAGCUUUCGAACAAAUGCAAUUAUUUUAAAGGAAAAUGGUCUACCUGUCCUAGAUUUACGAAGAAACCGGUUUCGAGGAUGAUGUUACAAGACAUCGGCACAUGUUAUAAGGAUCCUCAUGAGCCGGGACCUGGUCAUUACAAUCCUCGGACGCCGCGAAAACCGAGUACACUCAAAAGAUAUCCCUUCGAUAGCAAUAUAGAAUAUGUACGGCCCAUUCCGUCAAGUGACAUUCGUCCUGGACCAGGAAGAUACAAAAUUAAACACAAAUAUCGUGUGAAAGGAGAUGGAUGGACAUGCGUUUUUAAGAGCAAAGUACCCAAGAUCAACUUCAUUGCUUCAUUAGCAUAAUGACUGUUAAUUUUUGCGAGCAUUGUAAUACGAAAAAUACAAGCAUGCUACCAAC